This is a messenger RNA of Spinacia oleracea (spinach), 527 nucleotides long. RefSeq names its product photosystem II 5 kDa protein, chloroplastic. The record is from RefSeq and is a predicted model, not a curated record. The transcript has a single exon. Lineage: Eukaryota; Viridiplantae; Streptophyta; Magnoliopsida; Caryophyllales; Amaranthaceae. Bases 110 to 409 code for a protein of 99 amino acids.
UUUUUUGCAGCAUCACAUAAAAGUUCUCCCCUCUUCUAAACUUGGAUUACUAAAGAUUAACCAACUUUUUUUUUUCUGAAACAUCUGAAGUAAGAAAAAAAGUUGAGCCAUGGCUUCCAUCACUAUGACAGCCUCAUUCCUCGGCACCACCGUGUCGAAACAGCCACCCACCCACCACCUCCGCCGUGGUGUAGUGAUGGCCAAGGCGAUGCCAGAAACCACCACCACCACCAAGGAAGAAACCAGUUCAAAGAGAAGGGAUUUGGUGUUUGCCGUUGCAGCUGCCGCGGCGUGCUCCGUAGCAAGAAUUGCCAUGGCAGAAGAGCCUAAACGAGGAACACCAGAAGCUAAGAAGAAGUAUGCACCAGUUUGCGUCACUAUGCCGUCAGCAAGGAUCUGUUACAAGUGAGAACUUUUGAUAUUGUUAUCAGUAGCAGAAGUUUUAACUAUGUCGAUAUUAUUACAAUUGUAAUCUUCAUGCAAAACUUAUUAUGCUACCUUAAUGCAUUGUUCAUUUUUCGCCAAAA